CUAUCUAAGAAUCACGCUAUUAAUUGCCUUGAUAUGCAUCGACGUCUGUUCAUGCCUGAAGCUAUACGAGAUCCAUUGCCAUUCCUUCUGAAUAUGCUUCCUUUACGCCCUUCGGUUCCCCCAAACCUAGCCCUCACCUGGUCUCAACGAUGGCCGAUUGUAUGCUCCCUACUACAUGAAUUAGAUCAGCUACAUCAUAACAAGUUGAUCUCUACUAAGCAUCCACAUGGUCAAAAACUUCUUGUAUGGUUAAAGCAACUCAUUUAACUUUUCAUCGAUAGCCCUACUCAUUAAUUUUCGUUUUACGUUUUUUACCCUUGUACCCAUAAGGGGGUUUUUUCGUUAAUAUUCACUUUCAAACGGGUUGAACGGGUCCAGACGGACGUUUAUCUUUAUAUUUUAUUUUUGCGCUCAUUUGGACCAUCAAUAAAAUAUCAUGUUUAAACGAAAAAAUCGU
Molecule: messenger RNA, 457 nt
Organism: Rhizopus microsporus ATCC 52813
Lineage: Eukaryota; Fungi; Mucoromycota; Mucoromycetes; Mucorales; Rhizopodaceae
Exons: 1
Coding region: 34-267 (77 amino acids)
Source: RefSeq, a predicted model, not a curated record